UAUAGAAGUGAUGGAUUUUGGAGGAAAAUUGAGUUUUAUAGAGAGCAGCCGGACAUCAAUUUCAAACACAAUCUCAUUCUUAUGCUACAACUCCGCGAUUCUGUGCCCGCUUUCAAGUUCUGGAGUACUUAUCCUAAUUUGAAUACAGCCUUCCGUUCCGAUCAGUUAUCCCUUCCGUAUAUUACUAACCGAGAGAUCGAUACAAAUGGUGACGGAAAAUAUGAUGAAUUAAAUAUUGAUUUGAAUGUCGCCAUCGAUCCCAAAGAUCAGGUGAUCGGCGCUCAACUAAUCCUAUUCUUUGAUUAUAGACUUCACUCCAAAAUAUACCUUCAAAUGGAAAGCAUAACUCAUAUGAAAUACGAGUCGCCGACGACUGGAAGAGGGCUUCGAGUGAUUGGGAACUUAAAACUGAACCAAAAGGAGCCUUUGGAUUUCUCUAAUCUUUUUCUACCGCUUUUCAUAGUCUAUAGAAGUGAUGGAUUUUGGAGGAAAAUUGAGUUUUAUAGAGAGCAGCCGGACAUCAAUUUCAAACACAAUCUCAUUCUUAUGCUACAACUCAGGGAUUCUGUGCCCGCUUUCAAGUUCUGGAGUACUUAUCCUAAUUUGAAUACAGCCUUCCGUUCCGAUCAGUUAUCCCUUCCGUAUAUCACUAACCGAGAGAUCGAUACAAAUGGUGACGGAAAAUAUGAUGAAUUAAAUAUCGAUUUGAAUGUCGCCAUCGAUCCCAAAGACCAGGUGAUCGGCGCUCAACUAAUCCUAUUCUUUGAUUAUAGACUUCACUCCAAAAUAUACCUUCAAAUGGAAAGCAUAACUCAUAUGAAAUACGAGUCGCCGACGACUGGAAGAGGGCUUCGAGUGAUUGGGAACUUAAAACUGAACCAAAAGGAGCCUUUGGUUUAUCGCAAACAUCACAUCGGACUCAAUGAGAAUAUAAUUGGUUCGCAAGAGUUCUUCAUCGAAGACAUGUUGGAGUCAUAUAUUAGACGCAACUGUGAGUCUCUAUUGAUUAUAAUUAAAACUUAA
Medioppia subpectinata is the source of this 1023-nucleotide messenger RNA. The record is from the annotation of a GenBank genome assembly. NCBI's taxonomy places the organism in Eukaryota, Metazoa, Arthropoda, Arachnida, Sarcoptiformes, Oppiidae.